UGCCCAUUUUUUGCUUGUAUAAUGUAUUAAUUUCCCAUUUAUUUCCUACAUAUUGUAACAAUUCCCCUGUUGCCCACAUAUUGUCAGAAUUGCCUGCAUAUUCUUACCAAUGCCCAUUUCAUACCAAUGCAUUGUAACAAAUUCCAGAUUGAUGUGUCACACCUGCCUGUAUGUAGCUCACACAAUUUUAACUGCUCAUUUUUUGCCAGUGUAUGGUUCACAAUGCAUAUUUGCUCCCUGUGUAUUGUUUAACUCAGCAAGUUAUAAGCUAACUCUCUAAAGUUGUGUUCAGAAUGAGAACUGGUGUAAGUCAUUAACCACACCUAAAAAACACAGAACCUUAUUUGUGGAUUCAAUGAUCCACUAGCCAUUAAUCAAAGAAUAUCACAUGUUUAAUUAUAUAGCACAUUUAAAUAGAGGUAAGCAUUAAAAGAAAAACAUGCACCACCCCCAUUGAGGUACAGUUCUGCCCUACUUGUGACACAAUUAGUAAUAGAAUUUUCUAUAACAUCCAACUCUUUGUUAAAUAAAAAAUGUAUCACAGCAUGAAAUAAUAGAUGACUGCAAAUACAAGCAUCUAGUUCCCAACCCAGAAUAACUGAAAAUUAGAGUCUUCGGACAGAUGUAUUGAUAAACCCUAUAUAACUGCAGGAGAUGCAUAUAAUGUGUCAUAAAACAUCUGUGGUAGGGUAUCCAGAAGGAGAAUGCAAGGGUCAUAAGCGGUAGGUAUCUUGCAAAAAGUGUCUUACUGCAACUCCAAAUGUGCCACUUGGUGCAGGUUUGGACAUGGCAGACAUACAGCACCUGUCCCACAAAAUUUUAACAACUACCCAUUUUUUGCCAGUGUAUGGUCACAAUUGCCCAUUUGCCCCAAAUGCAUUGUAACAAUUACUCAUUUGUUGCCCAUGUAUUUUAACAUUGCCUGUUUGUAGCCCAAAUACUGUCACAAUUUUCCAUUUGUUGCCAACAUAAUAUCUUGAUUACUUUUUUUGCCAACGUGUUGUAACAAUUGUCUGUUUCUUGCCCACAUUUUUUCACAAUUACCAAUUAUUUGCUUGUGUUAUGUCACGAUUGCCCAUUUUUAGCCAGUGUAUUGUAAUCUGUCUUUUGCUGUGUGCAUUUUACAAUGUAUAAAGAUUGCAACAUUUUUGGCAGUGUUUUGCAAUGAUUGCCUAUUUAUUGCCCAUGUAUAGCAAUGGCUGUCUGUUUGCUGCCCACUUAUUAUCAUAAUUGCCUGUAGCUGCCUGCAUUGUUUACCCAUUUUGUGUCCAUGUGUUGUAAUAAGUGCCAUUUUUUUUGCUUCUGUGUUGAUUGUGAUUGCUGUUUUUGCUACCUGAGGAAUACCAAAAUUGACCUCUUACUGUCCUCAUAUAUUCAUAAUUGCCCACAUAUUGAAACAAUUGUCCAUUUGCUGCCUGCAUAUUAUUGUUAUUGCCUGUUGCCACUUGAAUGCAUAUUUGUUGCAUGUGUGUUGUUAUGAAUGCCCAUUCCUUACCUGUUUAUUUACUCAAUUAUUUGAGUAUGUAGCAAUUACUCAUUUUAUGCUCAUGUAUUGUAAGGUUUUUCUGUAUGUUGCUCCCAUAUUGCCUGUUUGUUGCUCACACGUUGUAAGAAUUGCUUAUUCCUUGCCCAUGUAUUCUUAUAAUUGCCAUAUUUUGUCUACAUUUUGUUAAGUCAGAGUUGUUUCAUUAGAGGACCAAAUUUAAUCCUCUCUAGGUCUUACACUCUCAAACCACUAUAAUUCCCGCUUGCGCUACUGUUAAACCCUAACAUUCGUCAAGGUACACUGUUUACCUAUUAAUUGCUAGUGCUUGCAAAGACACAUGCAAAGUUCACCUACUAAAUUGCAAUCGUUCUAUUUAUUAUGUUAAUGUAGUCAGGCUUUAUAUCCUGUACAGUGUGCCUCUUUUUUUUUUACAUUUCUAUCAGCUGAAUGCUGCAAAAAUAGAGAAAAAAAACUGUGAGGUUCGCACAUAGCAUAUUUAGAUCACAGCUUUUACACACAAGCUCCCCCGCAGGGUGUUGGAGAUCUGGCCAGCUGCAACUCUGUCUAUUUUUUUUUAAAUGGUUAAUAAAAAGUAAAAAAUCAAAUAUUCAUUACUGACUGCAUUGUAAUAUUACAUUAGGGUGGCUCAGUUAGGCUUUAGGUACAUAAUUUUUUUUUCAAGCAAAUUUUGACAAAGCAUGCCAUAUUGGGAAAUUAGAGGCUAGUUUCAACAACAUUUCAGAGAAGGAAUUUGCUUCAUUCCUAGUCUACUAAUUAAUCUUGUAAUACUAGACUCAGGAACAGAUAUGACUAUUUUGUUUUUGUAUGGCAAAUUGGAAACUAUUGGCAAUUAUCUGCAGAUAUUUUAUAACAAAAUCCGGUCUUGUAUGGUUAUCCUUACUCUCCAUAUUUCAGUUAACAACAUUGAUAACAAAUGAAAACUUGCGUUUGCACUGCAGUAAAAUCCGGAGAGCAUGCUGUUAAGUAAGCCCACCGGGGCUAGUCUCAGCUUUUGUCUUGAACGUGCAAGCAGUACAGCAAAUCCCCAUUUAUAUGGGUGUGAGUGACGCUAAUAAAUGCCCUGCAGGUUGCUAUGUAAUUAGGUUUGUUUUACUGUAUGUUAGGAGAUUGUCUUGGGUUUUGGAAGAGGGGUGGGGGGUAAUGGUUAGGUUAAGCUGAUAAAUACUGAUUGCCCCAUUAUGUUAGUAAACAGAUAACAAAUUGCAUGGUGAGUGGGGAAGGACCCCACACCAAGUAUAUAUUGCAGAGCACUAUCAGCUGUGUGUCGUAUUGUCACCAUGAAUCUACUGGGGUCUCUUCUGUUGCUACUCUUGCCUUCCGUGGAUUGCUACAUCUGGGCCUGGAUGUUAUCCAUGCCUUAUAACAACCCUGAAGAUUCUGCUGGACUUGUAAGGAGCGCUACCUCCAAAGUGACUACAGUAACAUGUGAUCAUGACCGUGGUUGUGGGCGUGGCUUAUUUUGUGACCAUCACUUUGGCUUAUGUGUUCCACUACGUCACGAAGGCCAGUACUGCAGGAAGGAUUCCCAAUGUAUCCGAGGUCUGGGAUGCAUGUAUGGGCACUGCCAACGUAUUAUACCAGGAGGGCAUGAAGGGUCCCGAUGCCGCCAGGAUAAGGACUGUUUACCAUCAAUGUGCUGUGCAAGACACCAUGGAGAAAUGAUCUGCAAACGCAAAUUAUCUGCUGGGAGCAAAUGUUAUGUUCCAGAAGGAGGUUUAGCAUUUAGCAUCAACCAAUUAUGCCCCUGUGAAGAAGGGUUGGUCUGCAGUUCCCCACAGCCUCCACGAGAGAAGGAAUUUAUUUACAGUCCUAUUUUAGACUGGAAGUGUGCGUCCCCUUCCCUGUGAUGCCUAACUGUAUUGCUCUUUCUUCUAGCCUUUGUAAAUAUUCUGUACAUACAAAUUAUAUAAAUAAAGCGUUUUAUUGUUUCCCCCUG
Molecule: messenger RNA, 3443 nt
Organism: Rana temporaria (common frog)
Lineage: Eukaryota; Metazoa; Chordata; Amphibia; Anura; Ranidae
Product: dickkopf-related protein 3-like
Exons: 4
Coding region: 2785-3354 (189 amino acids)
Biological process (GO): multicellular organism development; negative regulation of canonical Wnt signaling pathway
Cellular component (GO): extracellular region
Molecular function (GO): receptor antagonist activity; co-receptor binding
Source: RefSeq, a predicted model, not a curated record